UCUAGGUACAUAUCGAGUCGCCUCAACGUAACUAUACAAGGGGCAUCCUAAUUAGAUGCUGGAAACUGGCACAAUUGGAUAGACUUGCAUAUUCCCCAAUUUCUUUCUUGUGCAUCGGAAUCGUCAUUGCAGUUCCCCGCCUUCAAAAUGGAGUCAGAACUCCAAUCUCAGAUCCCCGGUUUGGACCGCGUGGUAUCAGAAUAUUCUGUGGGCUAUCUCACUCAUGCUUCCAAGGCUUAUGUUGAAGAUGCAAAUGUCCCGUCGCCACUGGCGGAAGCCGCGGACAUGGUGACGGAGCUCCUCGUCUCUGCGUCGGGGAACUUUUCUCCUCAAAAUGAAGCUGCCAUCCGCAACCUGGUGGAGAAGUUUAUCUCUUCGUUGAGCGCGUCCAACGGGGUGGAUGCCGAACGCAGCCAGAUGCCCUUCACCGCGAAGAAGCUGGACCAGGCUAUCAACGUCGGCUCUCAGCGAAACAUGUCCUCCACCCUGGGUCUUGCCGGAGGAAACGUCGACCUGGAAUCGGCCAAUGCUCGAAAGGUGGAGUCUCGUGUGGACCGCAAGAAGCUCGAAAAAGCAGAGCGCAAGAUUCGCGCCAAGCAGGAGAAGAAGCAGAUGAAGACGGUGCAUUACGAAUCUUCCCGCCUCAUCACCCAGCCCGACGACGCCAUGACUUACGAAGAGUUCUUCAUGGCCGUCAAUCCGCUUCAGUUGGGCUCCGAUUCACAGCAGAAGAGCAAGGAUAUCAAGAUCGACAGUAUCGAUGUGUCUGUCGGUGGUCUCCGUAUCCUGACCGAUGCGUCUCUUACGCUCGCUUUCGGCCAUCGUUAUGGUCUUGUUGGUCAGAACGGUAUCGGAAAAAGUACCCUGCUGCGUGCUUUGAGUCGCAGAGAAGUGGCAGUCCCGAGCUACAUCUCGAUUCUCCACGUCGAACAAGAAAUCACAGGUGACGAUACCCCGGCUCUUCAAGCAGUCUUGGAUGCCGAUGUGUGGCGAAAGCGCCUUCUCGCCGACCAGGAUAAAAUCACCAAGCAGCUUGCCCAGCUUGAUACGGAAAGAUCGUCGAUGGCAGACACGUCCCAAGAUGCGGCUAAACUCGAUCAUGAAAGAGAGGGUCUUGACACGACCCUGAGUGACAUCUACGCGAAACUGGCGGAGAUGGAAUCCGACAAGGCCGAGUCCCGCGCAGCUAGUAUCUUGGCCGGUCUUGGAUUUUCAGCCGAAAGGCAGCAAUUUGCAACCAAGACUUUCUCCGGUGGUUGGCGUAUGCGUUUGGCAUUGGCGCGGGCUCUAUUCUGCGAGCCAGACUUGCUUUUGUUGGACGAACCUUCUAACAUGUUGGACGUGCCGUCCAUUACAUUCUUGUCCAAUUACCUACAGGGCUAUCCUAGCACCGUUUUGGUUGUUUCUCACGACAGAGCAUUCCUUGAUGAAAUUGCAACGGAUAUCAUACAUCAGCAUAACGAGCGACUUGACUACUACAAGGGUGGUAACUUCACCUCCUUCUAUGGGACCAAGGAAGAACGGAAAAAGAAUGCCAGGCGCGAGUAUGAGAAGCAAAUGGCCGAGCGCGCGCAUCUGCAAGCCUUCAUCGACAAGUUCCGAUACAACGCGGCCAAGUCGUCCGAAGCGCAAUCGAGAAUCAAAAAGCUGGAGAAGAUGCCAGUCCUCGAGGCUCCCGAAAGCGACUAUGUUGUACAUUUCAAGUUCCCAGAAGUGGAGAAGAUUUCUCCUCCCAUUCUACAGAUGGACGGCGUUGCUUUCGGAUAUACUCCAGACCGGCCACUUCUCAAGGACGUUGAGCUCAGCGUGCAGCUUGAUUCUCGUAUAGGCAUCGUCGGGCCAAACGGUGCUGGUAAGACUACAGUACUGAAACUGCUCACUGGCCAGCUACAGCCGACCUCUGGCUUGAUCUCUACACAUUCAAGACUUCGCGUUGGAUUCUUUGCUCAACAUCACGUUGAUGCCUUGGAUCUAACCACCAGUCCCGUGAGCUUCAUGGCGAAGACCUAUCCCGGAAAGACAGACGAGGACUACCGUCGACACUUAGGAGCAUUCGGCAUUACGGGUAUGACGGGCCUUCAACGCAUGGAACUUCUGUCCGGAGGUCAAAAGUCCCGUGUCGCCUUCGCCUGCUUGUCGCUGACCAACCCGCACAUCCUUGUGCUGGACGAACCGUCUAACCACUUGGAUAUUGAGGGUAUGGAUGCGUUGUCCGAAGCAUUACAGAACUUCGAGGGAGGUAUCGUGAUGGUAUCCCACGAUGUGACGAUGCUUCGAAACGUCUGCAAGAGUCUCUGGGUUUGUGACGGUGGUACGGUGCACAAGUUCGACGGCACCGUCGAGGCCUACAAGAAGAUGAUCACUUCGCAGGCCAACUCGGCGGGAGUAGCUAUAGCUCACUAAGUCCAUGUAAAGCUUGUGUACGGAGUAGUAGCAUUGGCUUCUACGUGAUCAAAAAUACAUUCAUUCCCACGUGGAUCAGUGCGGUCUAUCUUCACCUGUUAUUGAUUUAAAGAAGUAGAGAGCGUGAGAGAGC
Molecule: messenger RNA, 2536 nt
Organism: Aspergillus campestris IBT 28561
Lineage: Eukaryota; Fungi; Ascomycota; Eurotiomycetes; Eurotiales; Aspergillaceae
Product: putative AAA family ATPase GCN20
Exons: 8
Coding region: 148-2403 (751 amino acids)
Molecular function (GO): ATP hydrolysis activity; ATP binding
Source: RefSeq, a predicted model, not a curated record